AUGCGCCUGAUUGGAAACAUCUAUGCUGCUAGAGAAUGGUCAGCCCAGCUCAAAGAGAGUGUCGAGAGCUGCUUCUCUGAAGCAAACAUAGCACAUCCGAUCAUGGUGCAGUGCCGACUACUGUACUCAGUAGCGCUGUUCUGGUAUAGCUACAAGAUUGAGGCUAAGCAACAAAUGGAUCUUGCAGUCCGACUGGCACUUGACCUAGAUAUGUUCCAACAAGAGUUCGCAACAGCUCAUGGAGCCGAAGAUCCUGUGCUGGCUGAGAGUUGGAGGCGAACGUGGUGGCAGCUAUAUAUCAUCGACGCAUAUUAUGCUGGAACUCUAGGAACCAUGAACCUUACGGUCGUAGAUGUAGAUGCCACUGUGGAGUUGCCUUGCGAAGAGUCGGAAUAUGAAUCCGGGAACAUUCCGAAGCCAAAAACACUCUCAGAUUUCGAUUGCCGUGAAUUCGCUUCGGAGGACACCUCAUUCUCCUCCUUUGCCUACCUCAUUAGUGCUGUUCGAUGCGCAGCAUUGGCUAUAUCCACGGCGCCCAAGAUCACAAAUAGGGAAGACUCAAGCCAGGUCAUUGAGAAUGCCGACUCCAUCAUCGAAGGAUGGUCGCUUUUACUACCGCAAGGCCGCAAACAGGUCAUGACAAAGGCUGGAGAAAUCGACGAGCUCUUGUUUCAGGCGCAUAUGCUCGUAAAUGUGUAA
Molecule: messenger RNA, 699 nt
Organism: Colletotrichum spaethianum
Lineage: Eukaryota; Fungi; Ascomycota; Sordariomycetes; Glomerellales; Glomerellaceae
Exons: 2
Coding region: 1-699 (232 amino acids)
Biological process (GO): DNA-templated transcription
Molecular function (GO): DNA binding; zinc ion binding
Source: RefSeq, a predicted model, not a curated record